Messenger RNA from Talaromyces rugulosus, 1380 nucleotides. RefSeq lists its product as uncharacterized. Bases 1 to 1380 code for a protein of 459 amino acids. Gene Ontology annotation, cellular component: membrane. Gene Ontology annotation, molecular function: transmembrane transporter activity. Gene Ontology annotation, biological process: transmembrane transport. The record is from RefSeq and is a predicted model, not a curated record. NCBI's taxonomy places the organism in Eukaryota, Fungi, Ascomycota, Eurotiomycetes, Eurotiales, Trichocomaceae. The transcript has 6 exons.
AUGAUACUAAGUCCGUUAGACCAAACAAAUAUCAGCAAUGCCUAUGUUAGUGGCUUGAAAGAGGAUUUCAACCUCAAUGGGAACCAGUUGAACUAUCUUAACGUGUGCUAUUUCACGGCAUACGUCGUGUUCCAAGUGCCGGGGAUGUUGUUAAUGUCCAGGCCGAAAUGCGCACGCUGGUUGCUUCCUACCCUCGAAGUUCUGUGGGGAAUUUGCACAUUUGCACAGAGCCGAGCUACAAAUAUUAAUCAACUUUACGCGAUGCGAUUUUUGGUUGGGAUGUUUGAAGCACCCGUAUUUGCAGGGACGCAUUUUAUACUAGGAUCUUGGUAUUCCGGUCCCGAGCUUUUCAAACGAGCGGGAACAUGGUUCAUCUGCAACCCACUGGGUAGCAUGAUCAGUGGAUAUCUCCAGGCUGCUGCUUAUACGAAUCUCUCUGGCGUAGCUGGCAUGCCGGGAUGGCGAUGGCUUUUCAUUAUCGAUGGAAUUUUCACCAUUCCUGUGGCUCUUCUUGGGUUUAUCAUUUUCCCUGGUAUUCCAGACUCGCCUCGGCCAUUUUACCUCAAAGAAGAGGAUAUCGCAUUGGCCAAGGAACGACUCCAUAGGGCUCAAAUACGGCGACCGGGGAAAUUGAGCUUGGAUGUAUUCAAGCGGACGUUGAAAAGAUGGCACAUUUGGGUUUUCGUGUUUUGUUACAUAUGCAUGAUCAUUUCUUCUUAUCCAUCGUCCUACAUGAAUCUGUGGCUAAAAGAGGAAGGGUAUUCAGUGACCCAGAUCAAUAAACUCCCAACUGUGAUAUAUGCCAUCAAUAUUGUGGCUUCUUGGCUAGGAACCACUCUUGCUGCGAUAUAUCCGUCGUGGGUCAUUUAUAUACUCGCCUCCACUUGCUGCCUCUUUUCAACCCUGUGCAUGAUUGUCUGGAGCAUACCUACUGGGUUAAAAUUCUUUGCGUGGUUCCUUUUUGGCGUUUCCGGUUGUCUAAGUCCGAUCCUAUAUUCUACAAUCAAUACCAUUGUGAAGGAUGACUCGGAAGAAAGAGCACUUAUAAUGGUUUGUUCAUGCGAUAUUCUUUGUCGAUUUCCCAAAACUGAGACCAAACAGGGUAGUAUGAUGACGGUCGGAUAUUCGUUCAACAUCUGGGUCCCCCUUCUUCUAUUCCCAACAGCCGGCCCGAAUGGUGCGCCACGAUGGAAAAAAGGAUGGCCCGUGACAUUUGUAUUUUACUUCUUGCUUUUGUCCGGGUUCUUAGUAUCCAUUGUGAUCAAUCGACGCGAGAAACGACGGCUCGUUGUAGAAUCUGAAUCAGAUGAUGGUAGUCGGGAGAGAGAGGAAAUCGUAAUUAAGGCCAAUUCCAAUUCAAAAAGCGGGCCACAAAUUUGA